AGAUAUUCAACUUUCUAAUCGAUAAUUUCACUCAAUCAAUCUUAAUCUGUUUUCUUCAUUUAUUGUAUUCUUAGCUAAUUUAUUUCAUUCUCUACUUAAUUUGUAUUCUUAGUUUAUUCCUUUUCUUAUUUCUACCUUAUUUUUUCAUCUGUACUAAUUAAUCAUUUAAAGUAAAAUGAGUUACGAUCCAAUUCAUGAUACUUAUGUUCCAAGUGUUUCCUCCAAGAUUCAUCAUUCACCUCCUUCCUCCACAAGCCAAGCUUCAUCGAAUGAUAAUAUCACAAGUAAUCAUCUUUCUCCCAAUGGUAAUGCUUAUUCUCCCAAUGGUAAUGCUUAUUCUGCCAAUGGUAAUGCUUCUCCUUCCAAUGGUAACGCUUCUCCGUCCAAUGGUAAUGCUUCAUCUCCGUCUCGUAAAGCAUUGUCUAUUGAAAGCUUAGUGAGUCCUGCUAAUGCCCACGCUUCAAUACUAAACCCCGAACCUCAUGACGAUGUCGAAGAAGAUGAAGAUGACGACGACGAUGACGAUGAUGAAACAAAAUCAAAAUCCAAAAAGAAAAGAGGUUCAGCUUCAAGUCCUAAGAACAAACUGAAAAAUCCAAAUUCAAAUUUGAAUAAACCUAUACGUCAUUUGAAAAAAUCAGAUGGCUCUGCAUUCUGGCGUAAAGAUAUUCAAUACGAUUUUUUAAAUGAAUUAUUUGAAGAUGAAAAUGUGGUCUUCACUAAUCCUUUCCCCUUUUGUAAUAUACCUACUACUAAUAAUGGUCCAAAAUUAACCUUUUCUGAAUUAUAUAUCAGAACAUUAGCCGAAUCCUCUAAAUCUUCCAAAAUUUUGAAAGAAAGGUUGAUAAGGGAGAAAGAUAUGGCUAAAUCGGUUGCGAAAGUUUGUUUAUUAGUUAAUGCUGGUAGAAUGAAUACAACUAUAAACUUUGUUCCUGAAAUGAGAUCUUCUUUGAGAACUUAUCAUUCUAUUCCCUCUUUGCAAGCUGAUCCAGUUAAUGGAGGCUCUAAACCUUUACAAGAUACCCCAAGACUAAAAUCAAUCUUAAAAGCGGUUUGUGAUGGUCAAGAUCAUAUAAAAACUGUCGGGGAUAUCAUAAAUAACCCAAAAAUCGUUAAACCAAAUACUAAUGUUAUCCAAUUAAUAUUUUUGUUGAGUAAUCAUUUCCAUAAUAUUAAAUAUCAUUACCCUGAUGACCCACUUGAUUCAAAAAAUAAUACCAAUAAAUUCAUGGAAUUCUUCUUAAGUCCUGAAAUUCAUCCCAAGUCAAGAGCAAGAAGAUUCUUAUGGUUAAUGUAUACUUAUUUAGAAACCAGUUUUGCUCCAGAAGAAUUAGCGGCAAACCCGUUUGGCUCAAAUCAAAUUCCAGAUAUUGAAAUAAUUCCAGAUUCUGAUUUUGAUAAAUUUGAUGUUGAUACUGAUUAUGAAAAAGAAUUUUCUGAAAAAAUGUAUCAAACAAGGUUAAGAUACUUAGUUGAUGAAGAACAUAAUAGUAAUCCAAAAAGGGGUAACAAAUCUAAAAAGGACCGUGAACAUAUGCAACAACAAUUAGCUAAACAUCGCAAACUUCAAGAUAGCCCUGCAGUUGAUCCCGAUUCUCUCAAUAGCGAUUCAAUGAUCGUAACAUUAAAUUCCUCAUCUAAAGAAGAUGGUAAUGAAAAACCAACAAGAAAGAGAGGUGCUUCUGAUAAACCAAAACAAAAACGGAAAGUUAAAAAAACAACUUCAAAAUCUGAACCAACAUCAAGCCAAAAUCAUGAUUCUAAUACUGUACCUAAUAAAGCUUCUAAAGGUACAACUUCCAAGAAUCAAAAUAAAGCUAAAGAUCCAAAUGGUGAUGUAAAACAAUCACCAAACCAAGAUAUACAAGAAAUGGAAGAAGAAGAAGAAAAUAACAAAUUAAAAUCAAAAUUAUACCCUAAUGGGCCCAUUGACGAUUUAGAAAAAAUAUUUAAAACUUAUGUAUCAUCGAUUCCAAUUAUCCCAUUAACGAAAGAUAGUAAGUUGUCAAUGAGUAAUCGAAAUUCAGUGAUUAAUAAAUCUAAAACAAUAAUUCGCCAGGUUAGAAACUCGAAUAGGGCUGCCACCGUUCUUUUCAAUAAAAGACUCAAGCUUUUGAAUGAAUGGUUAGUUAAAUUCUUUCAAUAUAAAAAAUCUACUCAUAAUGGUUUAUUAGGUAUGGAGUGGGAAGACAUUCGUCAAGAUAUUACUUCUGGUAUUGAAACUUAUACUUAUCAACAAUUAGGUAAAGCUUUUACUUCCAACAAUGACUCGUCAAAUUCAAAUAAUAUUACUGGAAACAUACCUACUAUUAACGUUAUAAAUUCAAUUCAUGGUAGUGUUGGUACUGUUGAUUAUAAUAAUAUCGAUUUAUUCGAUUCUGGCUACUUAUCUAUACAUGAUUUCAAUCAUGCAAACGAAAAAAAUCAUUUUUUGGCUACAUUACUAUCAUUUUGUAGUGAGUGGUUAUUGGACAUUAAUGACAGAGAUGAUGAUACUUCUGGUGAUGUUAAAUUAGAUUUACUUAAUGAAACUAUCAAUUUCGAUUAA
Messenger RNA from Hyphopichia burtonii NRRL Y-1933, 2548 nucleotides. RefSeq lists its product as uncharacterized. Lineage: Eukaryota; Fungi; Ascomycota; Pichiomycetes; Serinales; Debaryomycetaceae. The record is from RefSeq and is a predicted model, not a curated record. The transcript is spliced from 3 exons. The coding region runs from base 176 to 2548 and encodes 790 amino acids. Gene Ontology annotation, cellular component: Ino80 complex.